GACUAAAUUAACGCUGCAAAGUUCCUGAAAUUUUUUUACAGGCAGCUGAGCUGAACUGAGCGCAGCACAGCACAGCACAGCACACCGUCCCUCCCUCUUCCUCUCUCUGACUUCAAGUUUGCUGUGAGUUUCUCUCUUUUCAAUCAGAUCUUUCUUUCUAUUCGGAUGGAUUAUAGUUCUGGGGAAGAGUCAGAUAUCAGUGAGUCAGAGAUCAAUGAAUACGUAGAAAAACCUUAUCAACAACUAAGAGAUAAGACAUAUAAAGUAAAGGUAAAAGGAAGCUUAAGAUGCCCCUUUUGUGCUGGGAAGAAAAAGCAGGGUUACAAAUACAAAGAGUUGCUUCAACACUCUUCAGGAGUUGGUAAAGGAUCUGCCAACAGGAGUGCAAAGCAAAAGGCAAACCACCUUGCCUUGGCAAAGUAUCUGGAGAUUGACCUGGCCAAUGAGGCAGAACCAAACCUACGGCCAUCUUCUUCUCAAGCUCCUGUUAAAACUCCAAAGGAAGAUGAGCUCUAUGUGUGGCCUUGGAUGGGAAUUAUUGUUAACAUUGUGGCUGACACAAAGGAGAAAAUGGCUCUGCUUGAGAAGGCGUACUGGUUAGAAAAGUUCUCCAGAUACCAACCUUCAGAUGUUCAAAUAUUCUGGAAUGAACAAGACCAAGCAGGGCAGGCCAUAGUGAAAUUCAAUAGUGAUUGGAAAGGUUACCUCAUAGCAACAGAAUUUGAUAGAGCAUUUGAAGGGGAGAAUCAUGGCAAGGUGCAUUGGAGUGAACAACAAACAAAUCCUGGUUCAGAUGUUUAUGGUUGGUCUGCACGUGCUGAUGAUUAUCAGUCUGGGGGCCUAAUAGGGGAUUAUCUUCGAAAGGAAGGAAAGUUAAAGACUAUUUCCGAGAUUCAAAGAGAAGCCAAAGAGGAUAGGAAUAGUGUUGUGGAACAGCUGGCUAAUAAAAUUGAUUUGACAAAUGAAGAUCUUAAUCAGCUGCAGUACAAGUACAAUGAGAAGAACAUGACAUUGAGCAGGAUGGUUGAAGAGAAGGAUAAGCUACACCUUGCUUUUUUGGAAGAGACAAGGAAGGUUCAGAGGCAUGCGCGUGACAGUGUCCGAAGAGUCUUGGAUGAACAGGAAAAGCUAAAUUAUGAACUUGAAGCAAAGAAAAAGAAACUUGAUAACUGGAGCAAAGAAUUGAACAAACGUGAAGUUCUAACAGAGCGUGAAAGGCAAAAGCUUGAUGAAGAGAAGAAAAAGAAUGAUGACAGAAACAGUUCCCUUCAAUUGGCUUCCUUGGAGCAGCAAAAGGCUGAUAAGAAUUUCUUGACAUUGAUUGAAGAGCAAAAGAGGGAGAAAGAAGAAUACCUGAAGAAAAUACUUCAGUUAGAAAAACAGCUGGACGCUAAACAAAAAUUGGAAAUGGAGAUUACAGAAUUGAAAGGUAAGUUGCAGGUGAUGAAACAUCUAGGAAAAGAUGAUGCAGCUGUGCAGGAUAAGAUGAAAGAGAUGAAUGAUGAGUUGGAACAGAAAAUUGAGGAUUUGCAAGAGAUGGAGUCUAUGAAUCAGGCUCUUCUUAAAAAGGAGCGCCAGAGCAACGAUGAGCUGCAAGAAGCCCGGAAAGAGUUAAUUGCGGGUUUUGGAGAUUUGUUGGGUGCUCGAACAAACAUUGGACUAAAAAGAAUGGGGGACAUUGAUCAAAAACCAUUUCAGAAUAUUUGUAAGCAAAGAUUCUCGCUUGAUGAAGCAAUGUUCCAGGCCAGUACACUAUGCACCUUGUGGCAGGAUAAACUUAAAAAUGCUGAGUGGCAUCCAUUUAAAAUAAUAAGUGUUGGAGGGAAUCAUCAGGAAAUUUUAGAAGAAGAAGAUGAGCAGCUACAAAAUCUAAAGCAGGAUUGGGGGGAUGAAAUAUACUCUGCUGUCGUAACAGCUCUGAAGGAAUUAAACGAGUACAACCCUAGUGGGAGGUACAUAAUUUCUGAACUCUGGAACUUUAAGGAAGAAAGGAAAGCCACAUUGAAGGAGGUCAUUGCUUAUAUUGUGAAGAAUAUCAAGUCACUCAAACGAAAGAGGAAUUGAUGUCAAGGAUCCAUGAUGACAAUUUGAGGAGUCUAGAGCUGUGUGCAGCCUUAAGCUGGAAGGAAGAAUAACAUGGUGGUGGAUAAGUGUCCAAAGUGGACCAGAUAACGCUAGCCUAUAAACCGGACUCGCAGUUCUCUGUGUGUUAAAUUCAGUUCCUGUGGGAAACUGUUCUCUGAAUUGUUGAUCUGUUAACCUGUAUUAUUACCAUCAUAAAACUACCAUUUUCUC
This is a messenger RNA of Rubroshorea leprosula, 2295 nucleotides long. The record is from the annotation of a GenBank genome assembly. NCBI's taxonomy places the organism in Eukaryota, Viridiplantae, Streptophyta, Magnoliopsida, Malvales, Dipterocarpaceae.